Messenger RNA from Exserohilum turcica Et28A, 599 nucleotides. RefSeq lists its product as uncharacterized. The record is from RefSeq and is a predicted model, not a curated record. The transcript is spliced from 4 exons. Lineage: Eukaryota; Fungi; Ascomycota; Dothideomycetes; Pleosporales; Pleosporaceae. Gene Ontology annotation, cellular component: mitochondrion. The coding region runs from base 27 to 512 and encodes 161 amino acids.
AACCCCCCGCAUUUGCGCCGCCCACCAUGUUUUCCAGGCGCAUUGUAGCGGCCCGCCCGCUGGCUCGAGCCAUUGUCCCCUCCGCCGCACGCCCACGCCCGCCAUUCACCCAGGUCCGGACCGCCCUGACGGACGCCGAGAAGGCCGCCGUCGAGCUGGCUGACCCGAACCAAAACGGCGGCUACAUCAACCCACCCGCCGAGAAGCGAGGAAACCGCGACCCCUACGGCGACUGGUGGGACAAGCAGGACCGCCGCAACUAUGGCGAGCCCUGCCACGAGGACCAUGACAUUCUCGGUGCGCUGGCGCUGUACGACUACAAUCACUUUACUCCCCAAUGGGGCUUCGUUCUCCUGGGCACUUUCGUUGCCUCGGUCGUAGGCCUUUGCGCAGCCGUCAAGUCCGUCUACCCGGACAAGAUCAGUGUUCCCAAGACCUACCCAGAUGGUCUCGAGGCCGAACUGGGAGGCAAGGGCGCCAUGUUGGCAAGGAAGCCCGGUGAGACUUGGUAGAUUACCGCAUGUGGGGUCAAGUCAUGUGUAUAUACCAGUUCAAUCAAGCUCUCUUUUCAUUUUGGACAUGCCCGUUGUCCUUGUCGC